AUGGCCUCUGGCAAAGCCAAAGGCGUCGAUGAAAUGACCUUCAUGGAGCUGUGCGAAAUGAUGAAGGCUCUUGGUUUAUCGGACGAAGGGGUGAUGGAAUUGAAGGACGCUAGGUCCCUAAUAAAAUCCACAAUAAAGGCAGAAAAGACGACGAAAUGGUCACCAGGAAAGGUACGGUAUUUGUUGGUAAAAUUUCAGAACGAGCAAAUCUUAGCUCGGGUAUUCAAUUGCUUGCAUGAACGCUAUUUAGUGAUCACUAUCUCGCAUGAGGCCAUGCGAGGUUAUAAGGCGAAAAUAAAUUUAGAAUUUUUUCGUUAAUUUCAUUCUUAGGAUUUGUGUACUAACCCUCAAGAUGGACGGCUUUUUUCCCUUUUGAUGUGUAAGAAAAGAAAGACUAUGGAUUUUUGCCCUGUACCGAGGCAAUCAAAACAUCAUAGGCACAAAUUAACAAAAUAUGUAUACUCUUCAUGACUCUUCUAGUGUUAUUUAAAGAAUAAUUCUCGACUAGGAUGUGCUUUUUCAUGGAAAAAUUCUCUACACGUUUUUAUUAUCAUGUAAUAAACAAGAAAUGUGAAAGCGAAAGUCUUCCGCUUCCCAGUCGAUCGGUUCCAUCACCCUGAUCACGUUGCAAACCUUCGAUGUCAACAAGAUCACCAAAUAUCUGACAGCCGCACUUCGCCGUGCCGAUCUGACAGAACUAUAACAGCGCGAAGUAACGAACAAAAGUCGAAUAUUCGAUUGGAUUUUCAUUCUUAGCGUUUCAGCCUAGGAAGAUAGUCCGAGGGUCUACGAGGCUGACAAUUUAAUACUCGACACUCCGCACGUUUGAAAAAAGCGGUUCCUUAAUAUUCUGUAAGAGAUAUAUACCAAAUACUAGUCGAGAUACUAAAGCUAAGACGGUUGGUCAAACCCACGUAAACCCGGAGAAUCACGCAGUCUGUCAGUUAAUGCAUUCUUGUAUAUAUCUGUUAUCAUUUCGACAUUAAUAAUAGAUAUGAUAGUGUGAAUCAGAGCUAUAGUUCAUCCCUCCCCCUCCCCUUUAUUAAAUCGAUAUUUCCGAGAAUCGCUUUGUGAUGAGUAUUGGCUUCUAUUCUUAACAACGGAAGUUUGAGGACUGUGAAUAUCUGUCUUAGUUUUUUUUAGCAAUAACAAUGGUUUGUAGCAAAGUGAAAGAUCAUCGACGAUUUCGAGAGCCGUGCUGGAAACUGAAAGGACUGGACGACAUGAAAGGCCUAAAUAUAAGAAUUCGGGGUAAAGACAAAGACACGUCGAUUAAGCUGGUCGGCAAGAGAGGUACGAAACUAAUUGAACCAGGAGCCGAUUGUAUCGAACGAGUUGCCCUACUAGCCCUGUAUUGAUCUUACAUUCGAUCGAGAUAACUUGAACCUCUUUGGCUGACCUUUACUCUCGCUUCGAAAAAUGAAAAUAACCAAAUAAAAAUUCUUCAAGUUUACCCAUCAAUGCGUUAUACACAGUGGAGUAUUCCAGUGUUGAGAAACUGAUUCAUUUAAGCAAACUUCAUCCAGUGUUGUUUAUUGGUGACCGCAAAGCAUUUUUAGGUAAGUUUCGGGUGGAUAUUAUUCGUCCAAGCACAAACUGACUAGAUGAACACCAGUUUAGAAAUAUUUUGCCCUCUAAAGUGGUUAACUGGAGAAAAAAAUCUCAGGAGAACCCAAAACACCUUUUUUUUGCAUUUUGUUUUUUUCCCCCGGUUUUACUAUAACCUUUCUACAUUUUACGAUGAUAGAUAGUCGGCCAUAAGGCAUGUUUCCGCACUUCAAAUACGUGGUGCAACAACUGAUUUUGAUGUUUGUAAUGCACAGUCUUUCGAUCUCUUCAGAAACAAUUACAGUUUUUCGAAAGGUGACUGGAGGUCUUUGAUGAUAAUUAGUUGAUAAAGUUGUUUGUUCUUUUUAGGAUGCAAAAUUCUUACAGUUAAGAUUACUGGCCGAAAGUUUAGCUGCUAGGGAUACAGGGGAUUUUCAGUACUCCUGUGAAGACACUCGCCUGGCGCGUUUCCUAUGUAUUCAUUUUUUCCUUUCUCUCUCGUUUUGAACUCGAUAUUUAAGGCUCUUCCACGCUCGUAAACUCUCCCUGUCUUUUUUUGUGCGUCAACGUUCACACUGCAACUUCAGUCAACGUGUUGGAAUUCUUUGAAGGAACUGGGUGGAUUCUUAGCGCCCCAAGGUGGGCCGGUGUGGGAACGAUAUAAGCAUUCGAGAUGACAAUCCACAGUUUGGCCAUUCUCUUUAUAUUUUGUUUUUAGUAAGUUGGAUUGUAUGGCUCUUGAUUGUAGUUAAGAACAUGGAAAGCGACAACUGGCGAAAAUAAGUCUGCGUUCAUAAGCUAGUAUGAACGCUGAAGACUUUUUUUUUUGUACAUUUCUCAGGCCUUCACCAUUGUAUCAAAAGCUAAAGAGGACUAUGACAGGAAAAGAGACAAGCUUUUGGAAUCUUACACCAAGUCCGAGGCGAUACUGACUGAAGCGUGCAAGAAAUUGCCUGUAUUGCAGAAAUUCAUUGACAACUUUGAAAAGCGCAUUGAACAUCUAAAGCAAAAGGAAUAUUUCCUGUUUGUCACAGGUACCACUAAUUUACGUUCUACUGCAUGAAACUAGUUUUGCUGCAGUUAACCUAUGUAGAUUAGUAAGUUUGUAAUCAGAUUUUUUUUAAGUGCGAUAAAUCUCAUUGUCUUUGGACCCCUAAAAUUUCGUACGAAAUAGUUCGAUAAGGAAAACAAUUCGCCAAAAAUUACGUUACUUCCAUUUGGCCCACAGGAAGUUAAUAGAUUUAGCCAAUUAUGUGCCUAGUUCCAGCCCCCACCGUGUUUUGAGCUUCACGCAACGAUUUUUGAAAAACUUGAAAAUAUGGCCAUCUGAUGCGGCACUGAUUUGUGGCGGUGUUUGCGAAGAACGAAGCCUUAUUCAACCAAAUACAAGUCAAGCAAAUUAUUUUGAAGGAUUCUGGAGGAUAACAAGCAAAAAAACGCGAAAACCAAGGUAAGAAAACAGUAAGAAUCUUUGUGUGGAAUGCGCCGUCGUCGGCUGUCUGGCACACAAUUCUCUUAAAACGCAGUGAAUUCCGUCCCGCUAAGCUUAAUUUUGCCUUCAAAGCCUUGCUUAUUUUGAUGACUUCUAUCAGUGAAUCCAUGUUUGCUUGUUUUUAACUCGAUAUUUCGCCGAGAAACUAAAAUAUAAAGCGUCUUUCGAAGGUCAACAUCCACUGUGUGUCGAGUGCCAUUAUGCUAAUUAGCUCUGACGUCAUUGCAUAAUGUCACAGCGUCAGAAAAUAAAUUUCUUGGAAAUCACUAGUCGCCCUAUAUUUUCAAUCGAUUUUUUGAGCUGUUUUGCUUAGAUAUUGAAGAANGGCUCUUGAUUGUAGUUAAGAACAUGGAAAGCGACAACUGGCGAAAAUAAGUCUGCGUUCAUAAGCUAGUAUGAACGCUGAAGACUUUUUUUUUUGUACAUUUCUCAGGCCUUCACCAUUGUAUCAAAAGCUAAAGAGGACUAUGACAGGAAAAGAGACAAGCUUUUGGAAUCUUACACCAAGUCCGAGGCGAUACUGACUGAAGCGUGCAAGAAAUUGCCUGUAUUGCAGAAAUUCAUUGACAACUUUGAAAAGCGCAUUGAACAUCUAAAGCAAAAGGAAUAUUUCCUGUUUGUCACAGGUACCACUAAUUUACGUUCUACUGCAUGAAACUAGUUUUGCUGCAGUUAACCUAUGUAGAUUAGUAAGUUUGUAAUCAGAUUUUUUUUAAGUGCGAUAAAUCUCAUUGUCUUUGGACCCCUAAAAUUUCGUACGAAAUAGUUCGAUAAGGAAAACAAUUCGCCAAAAAUUACGUUACUUCCAUUUGGCCCACAGGAAGUUAAUAGAUUUAGCCAAUUAUGUGCCUAGUUCCAGCCCCCACCGUGUUUUGAGCUUCACGCAACGAUUUUUGAAAAACUUGAAAAUAUGGCCAUCUGAUGCGGCACUGAUUUGUGGCGGUGUUUGCGAAGAACGAAGCCUUAUUCAACCAAAUACAAGUCAAGCAAAUUAUUUUGAAGGAUUCUGGAGGAUAACAAGCAAAAAAACGCGAAAACCAAGGUAAGAAAACAGUAAGAAUCUUUGUGUGGAAUGCGCCGUCGUCGGCUGUCUGGCACACAAUUCUCUUAAAACGCAGUGAAUUCCGUCCCGCUAAAGCCUUGCUUAUUUUGAUGACUUCUAUCAGUGAAUCCAUGUUUGCUUGUUUUUAACUCGAUAUUUCGCCGAGAAACUAAAAUAUAAAGCGUCUUUCGAAGGUCAACAUCCACUGUGUGUCGAGUGCCAUUAUGCUAAUUAGCUCUGACGUCAUUGCAUAAUGUCACAGCGUCAGAAAAUAAAUUUCUUGGAAAUCACUAGUCGCCCUAUAUUUUCAAUCGAUUUUUUGAGCUGUUUUGCUUAGAUAUUGAAGAAAAAAAAUCUUUUUGACUAUCGUUUUCUCCUGGCAAAAUAAUUAUGCACAAAUAUGCCUUGUAAUCUUUUUUGGCGAAAUAUUAUGGGUUUCCUGAGACCGAAAUAUUUUUUUUCUGAAAGUUUAAUUUUUGCCCUUUCUAAUGAGGUAUAGCUCUAUAUUGAACUGUAAAUAACAGCAGAGAUAUAAUUUUUUAAAGUUACAGGGUCAAAAAUACUUAAAAUAAGUUCCGAAGACAAUUGCAAUAAGGCAAGCAAAAAAACCAUGUGCAUUCAAAAUAUGAGGGAAACAGUAAUUGUAUAAUAUGUUGUUUUUAGUAAUAGUCAAUGGUGUCAUUCUAAAAGUCUACUUGUGUGGUUGAUCACUCAAUAUAUUAUUCAAAUCAAGCCCGUCAAAGUCAAUACUUCCUGUCCCACCAUCAAUACAAUGUAAAUUCAACCGUAGAAAAAAGUUGAAAAGGAAAUUUUACACCCUAUUUUUUUGUUUUGUUUGUUUGUUUUUUGUUUUUUCGGGUAUGCACACAUGCAUGUAACCUCUGGUGGGGUGUUUUUAGUGGAGCCCCAUGGUUAAGAAAAUUUGGUAAUCUAUCCACCCCCGAAAAUUAUUUAUGACGUCAGCGUACGACCGAACGCUGACCGUACAGACUCAGGGGAGGGGGAGGGGAGUCAGGAGUCAGCCUGUCUGGGGAGGAAUAUGAAAUGGCUGAGGUGAAAUGUUUGCAUUUCACGCACCCCGGUCGUUUCGGCGGUAAAUCACAUGGCGGCCCGGACGUUUAAAGAAAAAAAACAAGUCUUUCUUUCCACUAAAUUUUAAUGUCCACACUAUUUUAGAUAACAGGAAAAGAGCCAGAGCGAGAAAUGAAUAACAAUGAAGACCAAUUUCGUUGGAAGAAAAACAUGAAAAUUAUAUAACGGCGGUGAGAGUGUGCUGCACGUGCAAAGCUGUUUUUUUGCUAAUUAGAAAAAAGUGUGCUGCACGUGCAAAGUUUUUUUUACUAAUUAAAAAAAGAAGUGUGCUGCACGUGCAAAGUUUGUUUUUUGCUUAUUAGAUCUGUUGUUAUUGUUUUUUACCGUUCUCGUUGUUUUCACCUCGUCUAUAGUAUUUUCUUUGAGAAAACUUUAAAUAUUAAAGAGAGCUUCGCUUUUAGCCCUGGCUAAAUCUAUAGUGUAAAAUUCCGGAAAAAUAAGCCCCUCCUUGUAUAAGCCCCACCAAAUAUAAGCCCCCCAAACCGGUAACGCAAAAAACCCCUCCAUUAAAUCGCCCCUCCAAAUAUAAGCCCCCCGGGGGCUUGUACUUGAAAAAUUGCCCUCAAAUACAAAGUAAAACAAAGCAAAACGGUAAAUUUACUUCCAACUAUAAGGCUAGCCCAAUCGAUUUUGAAACGCAAAUUUCCCUCCGUAGAUAAGCCCCUCCGAAUAUAAGCCCCUCCAACAAUAAGCUCCUCAAAAAGGGCCUUUGAAAAAUAUUAGCCCCGGGACUUAUGUUCUGUGAAUUUUACCGUUUAUUAUUUUUAAUUAUUUUAUUUUAUUUUAUUUUAGGCGAGACGUCUGCCGGAAAAAGCCUUCUGAUUAAUCUUUUCCUGGGAGAAGAAAUUCUUCCAUCCGCACAUACCCGAGCUACUUCCACUAUAUGCGAGAUAAGGUAUGGGGAGCAACGCAGAAUUAAGGCCUAUUUUAAAAGUAAGGAUCCUGAAACAGGACAGCCAACCAAGGAAAUAUCCCUUGAGCCGCCUUCAGGAAGUUCUGAACAAAAUUACGUUGAACAGAUCUCUCCUUUUGUUAGCGAGAAUGCUUCACUUUGUACGAGGAUUGAACUCUUUUGGCCUCAUCCACUUUUACAGGUGAUUAUAUUUUCAUUGUGUUUUAUACCCGAAGUAAAAAUUAAUCCUUGAGUGUUGUAUUUUUCGCUACAAUUAAGUUUUUGUUCACUGGAGAUAACUCUGCUUGGCUGCCGUGCAGAAGUUCAAAUGGAAAAAGUCUCAGAUCAUAGCUCCUCUGAGUUUCAACCCAUAUACCGUGUCAGUGACACAAACCUCUGUCUAAAAUAUCCAUAGUAUUGUUGUUGUGUCUAAAGGAUAAAAAGCACUAAAAUAGGUCUUUUUCAUUCCUGGAGCAUAACCUGUUGACCUAUUGAUUGUGCACAGACACUUCACUUGAUUAACAAUUUGGAAAUUUCAUCAGAAUUGUUUUGUACAUCAUAACUGGCUUAUAACUCUAAACUAGCCUACCUAAAACCUUACGAUAUUUCAAUUUAAGAAAAAUUGUCCCCUCAAAAAAUUGGUUAUUAGGUCCCACCCUUAGGAAUGAGCUUAAGCGGCUGGCUUCACUUGUUCAAACGUUCAAGCGAGGGUGCCUGAAGCUCGGCAGUCUAUACAUUAUACUUUUUUUUUAUAUGGCUUAAUCCGCGAGCGGGCAAGAUGAAGCGAAUCCUGCGUUCUGAUUGGCUACCGGAGCAGGCAAGAUGGACCCAUUUUGCUCGCUCGGGAUUUCCCGCGCUGGUCACGCCAGAAAAAGUUCUCUUUUUGGCCAUGUAAUAAACCCUUUAUUGACCAAGCUUGUUUGGUCAAGGUGGCUGGAUAAUGGCCUCGUUGUUUUCUGCUUUUUUAUGUCUUUGUCAAUAAAAAAAGCAAAAAAGAACUUGACCAAUAUCCAGCCAUCCUGACCGAACAAGCUUGGUCAAUAACGCAAGCCAUAUAUCUAAAGAGCGCACGCCAGAGGACAAUUUGUGGCAGAAGAAAAAUACCUCUGCCCUUUUUAAACCGCUCAACUUCAGACCGACAACCACGUCUAAUUAAACUUUAUUUAUAGCUCCGAUAGUAUAUUGUAAUUUAAAUUUUCACAUUAAGACGAGAAAAGAAAGUGUCCGCACUGAGCAGUCGGCCUUGAUUCAAAUGAUUUGCGUCCCCGAUUUUCAGCUUCAAAACUUUUUCAGUGAUUUCCCAUCUCAGAUGAUCUAUCAAGUGGUUAAGAUUUUAAAAUCUUCAACGUUUCCCUUUUAAUCUCUCUUUUUGCAGACGGGUAACGUGAAGGGAAACCUUGCUCUAUUGAUAAUUUUGGUAAAACACGGUAGUCAGUUAUCGACUUUAGCGAGCAUGCGCAUAUAUAUGAUAAAAAAAAAUUGACCUCUUUGCUGGAACCAACAGCGCUCACACACGCUCUGAUUGUCUAAUACAGCGCUUGCGCAUGCUGUGAUUGUCUCGCCUUGACCGAGUUGAUCCCGCUGGGUGAGCCAGUUUUUAUAUGGAGAAAAGUUGUCCCGGCUAGUAGGGUCAGACCCAACCAUUGAAAAAGGGUGACGCAGGACACCCUUCUAGCCAAGCCAACGUAUUGUUUCUUUAAAACGUUUCGCCACAUUUCAACAUUUUGUAAGGAAAUGUAUGAAACGUUGGCUCGUCGAGGUUAGCUCGGGUAGGCGGAUGACCAUUUUCCCACGGACGACUUUUCUCCAUGUAAACGGGGCCUAAUGGUAGUAGAAGUACAAGUAGUUUGGAGUAUAAGUAAUGGUAGCACAACGCGGCAAAGAUAGUGGUAGUAUGGCUUAAAACGUAAAAAAAACUAAAUCUGAUAUGUCUUUAAUUUUAGAAAGGCAUAGUGAUCGUUGACAGUCCUGGCGUUGGGGAAUCUAAAGAGUUGGAUGACGUGGUGUACCAGUAUCUCCCUAAAGUCUUUGCUUUCAUUUUUGUCCUUUCUGCCGCAAACUCUGAUGGAAUUCAAAAAGAUACAGUAAGUAUCCUAACCGCUUACAUUAUUUUUUGCCAACUUUACCUGAUUUGAUUACGUAAAUCGACCCAUUUCGUGUGCCAGGCCUUUGUCGAAGCAAAAGAAGGAAUUGUCUCAAUAUCAGGAAACUUCAAGUCGCUUUUGUCUUUGCUGUUUUGUUAUUAAAUGUUUAAAUUUUUGUCUUGGAUAAAACAGCAGGAUAUGGAUGUCGUCAUUUUAUAUAAAAACUUGCAAUUGUCUCAAGGCUGUUCUAUAAGUAGACUCAGUCUCCAGUCGUAGGUAUCUCGCUGCGCCCGCGGUACUACCCACAGGCGCACCGAUACACCCGCGGCUGGAGACUGAACCUAAGUUAUAAGAUGGAGAUUUUUAGAGAGGAGAAGUCAUACGCCACGUUGCCAUGAUAGCAAAAUUUCGGGAUCUCAACAAGCUUCAACAAACCAUAGGCCUGCAAAUAUGGCAGGAAGAAACGAAAAGUGUUCCCCUUUCUUCUCUAAUGUCGUACCAUUUGCGAAGAUUGUCGAGACAACCAAGCGAGGAAUAAUUGUUUUCCGGCAAUUUCUGGUGAGUCUAUCAGCUAAUCAGAUCUUUCAGAUUGUUCUAAGAGUCAACCAGUCACUACGCGCAUAUUGUGACCGCAAUCACUUGUAGUCUACUUGUCGUGACUAAUUCUGAGACAACAAACUGUAGGCCUGGUUCUUUCCUUGAUUGUUUUUCCUUUCCUGCCUUAUCAAUCAGAGAUAAAACUCUGAUUGAUAAGGCAAGGAAGGAAAAAAAUAAAAUAAAUAUUCCUCGCUUGGUUGUGGCAACAAUCUUCCCAAAUGGUACGAUAUUAGAGAAAGGGGAGGAUUUUGCCGUCUGAAUUUUUAUUUUGUGUUAAAUGUGCCGAUGCUUUGGAGUCCUGCAACUCCUGUUCGUGACAAAGUACCACUUAAAUACUCUUUAAAGACAUCCGCCUAUUCUACAAAUCCAGUUAGAAGCGUCUUGUAAACUACAAGGUUGAGCCAGCGUUACAAUGGUCAGCUUGGUGGUGAGCCGCACGAAAGCGAGGCAAAAUGUCGAGAAUAAAACCGGCAUCUGAGUGAAAUAGGUCUGCAUACUGAGCAUACUGAGCAUACUGAGCGAGCAGUAAUAAUGCCUGAUUUCGUCGGUCUUCUUAAAAACAAGGACCUCGCGCUUGGUCAUUAUGCUUAAGAAGACUGAGGAUUGGGGGCAUUAUUCGAUCUAACGGACCUUUUCCAUUGUUUUAAAACGAUAUUUAGCACAAAUAUAUCUUGCAAAUUGGGCUCAAAUUUUCAGACAAAAUUGUUCUGCUGCAGCUAUAGCUUGAUCAGAAAUUGAUGAGCGCAUGCUAUUGAGACAAAAACAGCUUCAACCAAAGAUUUGCCUAUUUUGUCACGAACAACAAACAUUACACAUUAGGUUACGUGGGUUCAUGACUACGCAUUGAUCAUACACUCUUUUUUUUUAUAAGAAUGUACUUUAUAAGAAUAUAGAGGCUGAAAUUUGCGAACUUUAAAGAAUAUUUUAAGAAUAAAGCCGAGGCUGAGAUUUUGAAAAGGAUAGAUAUAAUUUUGUGUGUUGAAACAUCUGUAAAUACAAUAAAAUUUUAUGUUUUUAACUUAACCGUAUAAAAUUAUUCCUUUCUCUGAACGGCGAAACUAGCCAACAAAACGAAAAAACCUGCACUAGCUAUAGCAAAGUGUUCAACGCUAAUGACAGUUCGAUGAACGGUACAUGUAAUACAUGUACAUAUACCCCAAUAAAUUCUAAAACGGAAAUGUCAUAAGCUAUAAUUUAAGAAUAAUACAAGAAUAUUUUCAGCCUAAAAUCGGCAGAAAAAUAAGAAUAUUCAGCCUAAGCCAGAAAAACAACAUUCUUAUAAAAAAAAAAGAGUGUAACCAUAAGAAAUGUACGCAGAUAUCACUCGUAACUUGUCUUAACUAAAGGCAGAAAAUAAUUAGUUUUUUAGUGUUUUACUAAAUACAACUUACUGGUAAUUUCGUUAUAAAUUAUUUGUAUGAUUUUUUCGACUUUUCAGAUCAGAAAAUUAUUUGAAAUGGUAAUGAACGUCUUCAGUGUUUUGAAACAAGAAGUGAGAGAAAAUCUGGCCACUGCGUUCCCUAUUGAAGAAGGAAUGUGCGGAAUGACGCAUGUUUUGCAGGAAUAUCUGUUAACAAAGUGCGCCUUGUUUGUGUCUAACAAGUGGGACGAAGUUCCAAAGGGAGAAUUUCAAAAUGUCAAGGAAGUUUCCAUCAGGAAAUUGAAGGAGAUCUGGCCCGGCUUUGAUCCCAAAUCACAACUUAUUUGCAUGUCAGCAAAAUAUGCCAGAGUAGCUCAGCAGUACAAUGUCGCAACAGAAGAUUUUCACUCGUUGAUGAAUGGUAUGGAUGGCUUGAUCACCAAAUGCAUUAACGCCAGACUAGAACUUAAUUGGCGGUAAGGUUUAGUUUACUUAGGUAUAGCCUGCGAAUACAGCCGUUUCUCCUCGCUCUUCGCCGCUGGGGAAGUUUCGCGAGGAGGAGCGUCUGCGACUCAGUGAUAGAAAUUCCAUACUGAUCACGUAAAUCAAUGUUUAUAUAAUAAGUCCGGUAGUCAUGGGGUUCCAAAUGCAAGUUUGUUCAAUUUUACGUUUCGCCUGGUUGAUUUUGGUGAAGUGUUGUGUUCAUCUGCGAACGAGCUUCAUCAAAACUCAAAUGCUUCUUCUAGAGAAGACUGUUUUCCACAAAUAUUGACUGUUUUGUUAGAGAUUCAACGCGUUUAUAUUCGACCUUUGUGGUCUUUUGUCUUUUGUCUAUCAUUCGUAAACAAUAGACAAAACAAUGUAACUACUGUGUCGACCAAUCAGCGCUUCUGACGGAUUCCGGACAGAUUUUACGUCAUCUGUUGCUGAGUCGCAGACUUUCCUCCUCGCGAUACGUCCCCAGGGGCGAUUAGCGAGGGGAAACGGCUGUUUUUGCAGGCUAACUUAGGUAUAUCAAGAAAGGAUACUUAUUUCUCUUUUAAGGUGGCUCAUCCAGAUACUAAUUUCCUCUUCCUAACGAUGACUCGACCAAGUAUUAUUUUUUGACCUCAAACGCACUAAAAAAUUCCAAUGGGCAAAUGUGACGGCUAUACGCGUAAGCUGCAAAUGAAUCCAUCCUUCAUGUAAUUCCUUUUGUGUAUCCGCAAAUUCCGUCCCAUUUGAUCAUCGUUAGUUUUUCUAAAAAUGUUUAUUGAUCAAAAUCAAUUCUUAUCAACUUUUUUUCAUAACAGAAGAAUCUUGAUAACUUCUAUAUUUCAUUUUGUAGCGACAGUGGAGGAACGCGAAGAAGAUAUGACCAAAAGCUCUGGGGUGCUUUCCAUCAUGACCAAGCCCACUGAAACCAGUUGAACUAACCAAGAGGAAAUGGAACGAGACUGUUCGAUCAAAAUAUGAUUUCCAACUGGAUCGAGGAGUCCCACUUCCAUUUCCAACCAAAAUUUUUACUACUUCUCAGCCAAUAAGAGUGGAUACGAGCAUUUUUAGAAAGGAGUGGUGACUUUUUAGGUCGGACCGGACCGAUUGGUGAAAGAGGAGGACUCUGGAGGUAGACCUUUUUCCUGAAAAUUUCCUCCUUCCAUUUAUACUUCGACCGAAAUCUGCGGAAAUUUUGGCAUAUUGGAAAGCAACCCUGGCCUCAGUUGUCGUCAAACAAAUUUCUAGAUGCUGCAUUAAUUUUGGUACAUGAAUCGACCUGUCAAAAUUGGGCGCACCGGUUACUCCGUUUUUUUGCGCAGGGAUUUUAUUAACUUGCGCAGGAAUACAUUAUCGCCGAUGACGUCAUAGCCUUUUUUUUAUCUUCAUGAAUGAAAUGCGCAAGAAUCUCAUUAAGAUAAGGCCGUGUGCUAUUUUUAGUUGGUGUAACCGGUUUUACAGGUUUUUAGUUGCUUUUAGGUCGGUAAAUGUCUUGGUUUCGAUUGGUCGAUUAGAAAAUAUGAAACGUUCAACCUCGUCCCCAGGGCGCUUUUCCCUGGCUUUUGAAACGUUUUCAUUGGUUAAUUCACGGUGUCCGGGGAGUAAACUCAAACUUGCCUGUGACUUAAAAUCGCUGAGUCGUAACGUGAUUAUGCAAUUUCUAUUUCCUGCUGCUGUGGUUGUCCUAGUUCCGGUUCAAUUAUCUUGGUGCGCAAAUCAUAUUUACUUUAGAACGCUUAGGCUUUUUAGCGCUUAGGGAGUGAACAUGGUUACAGCUACCAUAAUUUGCGGCACUGGAUGUUUGUGCUGUUUUUUUCAGGAAACAACUCAUGCACUACGUAAUGAAAAUCAUCGUGUAACCUCUUGCCUGUUAUAUUUCUCGGAAUCAAUUUCGUAGGACCGAAUGAACUUUCGGCAAGAGAAAUUCAAAAAAAUAAAAUGGAAAAUGUUUUAAAAUGGUUUAGAUUAGAGCAUAGCUAACUAUAAUUAGAGCGGUAUAUAUUGCAUUGUCUGCACGGUGAUGGUAUAUCAGUUGGUAAUGCAGGAGCGAACAAAACUUUUUAGUCGUACAGCUUUUCAAGGACUGGAAAAUUGAAAAAAAAAACUGUUAUAGGGUGUCAAUUUAUACUUUUAGUGUUCACAAUUUAUAACGGGUUACCUGUUACGAUGACUUUGAACUGAACUUUGCAAAACUAUUUUCAGUCUUCUUGCGCGUGAUUUGCAGUAUAAAUUUCAUUCCAAAGGAUGUCUAACAGAAUUUACCAUGUUGUCCACUUUAACUUAUCAGUCUAUGUAGCGAAUGGGCUGGGUGCGCAAAUCCCCACUUUUAAGCACAUGUCAGUGAUCAUAGAGUAUUUUUAGUAAUAAAUGUCCCGUGCACGACUGGACGACCUUUUGCUUUUCUGUGCUUACGGUUGAGUGUUUAUGUGCCAAGUAUUGAUUAAGAAUGAAGAAUUAUGAAAAAUUUUCACGUACAAAUGAUAUUAUUAUUUUUUUUUUUUAAUUCAACUAAGACAACUAAGUGUUGUUUGUACGUAUACGCACCGAAUACUAAGCUUGAAUGGGAAAGAAAGAAAGUGUUCCAGGUAUCAGUAACAAAAAGGCGGCUUAAUGUUAAAAUCGCUUCUGAAUCAUUUUCAUCUUUUCCUUUGUUUAGGUGGCUUAAUGACGUACUUUCCGUGAUGAUUGCUGAAGCAAAGACUUCCCUCAAAACUUUUUCCUCGAAACUUGAAAACGUCACAGAGGAAAUAAAACAGAUCAAUGACGCCUUGGAGUAUAUUAAAAGCCAUAAAGAUGAAAUAAUGAAAGGACUCUAUAAACAUUUCGAGAACUUUGAGCUUGAAGCUUUGAAUCGAGCGUGCGAAUAUCUCUCUUCUGAUGACGUUCAAUUCCGUUUCACCUCGUGGACUGAAGAGGAGGUUCCACAGGAAGACAGGGACUGGGAGGAGACGACACGAAACAUCGAAAGGGCAUUCCAAAGCCGUUUACAGGAAACAUUACAGUCUUGGUUCGAAGAGGGCAUGUUUUUGCCAACAGCUGAAGAUUUUGUUCAUGAAGAGCUGAAGAAGUACUUCAGUCAACCUGAAGACCACUUAAAGUGUCUUCCAGAUGUCCCGGAUGAUAAUGAGGGUGAAAAGAGAAACAGUCCUUGGUACCGCCACUUCAAGAAGGCCAAAAGCGGCAGCCGUCAAGGACUCAUUAUUGGGGGUAUUUACGCAUUCUUUGCUGUAAUUGCCUGGCUCAUCCCUAUUCCUUCACUUGCCAUUCGACUGGUUUUUGCUGUUUAUCCUGCGUUUAGCCUUUCGUUAAACGUUAUUGAAAGAUUAAGGACACGAUGGGAGAAAAGUGAAUUUCAAAACGGAAAGGAAGCGUUUAUGUCAACCCAUUCCAAGAACUUUCUCACCGCUGUUAAAAAUAGAAAUGUGCUUCAAAACUUCGUAAAAUUGCAAUUGAGACCUGUAAAGCAAUACCUUGUCAAGGUUGGCGCUUAUUUCUCCACGUUAAUCCCUGUGAAAAAGAAGCAACUUCUACAGGUUAAAAAUAAGGAGCGCUCUUUGGAAGAGGUAAAAAAUGUUUAUUGGAAGAUAUAUAAAGACGGGUGUCGCAUGAGAGGCCUUUAUGCAGUGUUAGGUGUAACAGAAAUAUUCCCCUUGAGAAUAAGUUGGAAAGGAGACAUUUCUUUCCCCAUUGGCAGCGGUACAUUUGGUGGUGUUUACCAAGAAAAUAUGACAAAAGAGGAGGGAAGCAAAACUGUGGAAUUGAAGGUGUGCAAAAAAGAGCUCAAUGCUGAAAACGCCAGCGAAAUCAUGAACGAUAUUGAACUUUUGAGGUAAGAGAACAAGAGUCUGAAUUUCCUUCAAACUGGUUAAUGCAAAAUAAGGGCUUUCUGACGUUUCACUCUUUGUUGGAAAUACCGUAAAUUUGGUCUUGGUCUUCAUCUGUCUAAUAACCCACCGUUUUGAAGUUAUUUAAUCCAAAAAAAGCCACCCCCCUCUCCCUUUACGGUGAUAUCCCCUCUUAUCUUGAGACGUGAGGGUUAUCAGCUGGGAAGCGAGCUGGACAGUUUUCGGAAUACGAGGGACAAGGGUCGGGAACUACGAUUUUCUCUUUCUCCUUCCAUUGUUUAGCUCUUUGGGGGAAAUGCCUCACUCUCCCGACUUGGCUCUUUCCUUUUCCUUUUGAAUUAUAAAUGAGUUUAAGAGUCUAAAUAAGCUCCGCCCGCUCUACUGAGAGCUCUCCCUCGAUCUGUAUUGAAAUUUCUACGGUAGGUCUGAGUAUCAUACGGCCAGUCCAGGACAUUACAGUGACAGGUGCUAAAAAAAGGUUGGAUUUCCUUGAAAAACUACUUACAAUAACGCAAUUUACACGAGUUAGAUAACAGUAAGAAACUUGCUGAAAAAAUUAAAAUGCUAUGAAUUAAAAAUGAUGGUAAAAUCAAUUAACGUAACAGUCUGUUUGGAAUUUCGAAGCCAUGAAAUGUUUAAAACAAAACCCUUGCUGAGAAGAAAGUUUAUCUUUCCUUUGAUUAGGAAGUUAAACGACCACCGUCACAUUUUGCAGUUUUAUGGCAUAUCACUUCGCCAAAAUUAUGUAGUCUUGGGCUUCGAAAAAUGCAUUGGAAGCCUGGCAGACUAUAUCUUUAAAGACGAGAACAAGAAGUCAGUCCCUACCAGAUCCAAAAAACAGUUUGUCCGAUUAAAGUUCCAGUGGGCAAGAGAGAUCACCGAUGGUUUGGCUUUCAUACAUGCGCUGAAAGUUGUGCACAGGGACCUCAAGCCUGAAAACAUUUUGGUAUGAACUAUACUUUUAUGUUAUUAUAUUAUUAUUAUUAUUAUUAUUAUUAUUAUUAUUAUUAUUAUUAUUAUUAUUAUUAUUAUUAUUAUUAUUAUAUGAUCAAGAAAAUGAUAAAAAUAGCCAUUAGAGCAACAUUUUACAUCUUUUGGUUUUUUUUGCUUUUCUUUUGUUUUCUUGUGUUUUUGUUGUUUUUUUUUCCUUUUUAAUAAUCCAAUCUCAAGCUGCAUUUGUAAACUGCCUAUACGUAGCGAGAUUUACAAUUGUACAUUCAAAAACAGAAAUAAAGUUUCCAUUAUUAUUAUUAUUAUUAUUAUUAUUAUUAUUUUUAUUAUUAUAUUUAGUCUUUGCACGUACCUUGCUAGGUAACUGAUCUAGAAAAAUAGGACCCCUUGAUUGUUCUAAGAUCUGUUUUUUGUUUUGUUUUGGUUUUUUUUUGGUGGUGGUGGGGGUAGGGAGGGUGGUGGGAGAGCGGUUAACACAUGUCAGUUCUGUUUUCGGAUUACUACUUUGACUAGCCACACAGCGCCUGUUCCCGUGUACAAUGAUACGUGAGUGGUCUCUGAAGAAGAAUGAAAUAAUCACAUUUUUUACGGAGAUAAGAUUAAGAUUAGACUAUUAUUGGGGCCGACGAUAUUACCUUUGAGGUGAGGCAUUAGGUGAUUUCAAUUGUAUUUAUAUAUAAUAUCCUGCAAACAGACCUAGAGUUAGAAAAAAAAGCAUUGAGAUACUAGUGUUAUAUAAAACACUAUAAAGCGGAAAAAAUCUAUCACAGUAGCUGGUUUGGAGAACAUUCUUGUUUAAACUUAAAUCCUUCCUCUUCUCACUGGCUAUAUCCCUCUUAAUCUUGUACCAUACAAAUUUUAAUUAUUGUUAUAAUUAUGAUAAUUAUUAUUAUUAUUGAAGUACAAAUAAAUGUUCUCAUUUGUAUUAAAGCUAUCUGAAGAAAAGUUAACUAAGAUUGCUGGACUAGCCAAGCCGGUAGAAGUGAUUACAGACACUGUCGCUGGAACGUAUUUUUAUAUGGCACCCGAAGUGUUUGAUUCCCAGAAAUAUGACGAGAAAGCAGACAUCUACAGCCUGGGAAUAGUCUUGUGGGAGAUGUGGUACGGACAGCGAGCCUAUCAAUGGCCUGGUACGGUUCAAGAAUUUUUUGUUUGGUUGAAAGAUGGUAAUCGCCCAGUGCACAAGAGUAGCUCCGACAAACCUCCGUGGAAGAACUUAAUGAUGCAGUGCUGGGACGGCAACCCCGAGACACGCCCUACAGCUCUGGCGUGCAAGGACGAAAUAAAAAGAGUGUGCAUCCAAAAGAAAGUUGUCUAA
Messenger RNA from Porites evermanni, 16695 nucleotides. The record is from the annotation of a GenBank genome assembly. NCBI's taxonomy places the organism in Eukaryota, Metazoa, Cnidaria, Anthozoa, Scleractinia, Poritidae.